This is a messenger RNA of Sebastes umbrosus (honeycomb rockfish), 1990 nucleotides long. RefSeq names its product RAB34, member RAS oncogene family b (gene rab34b). NCBI's taxonomy places the organism in Eukaryota, Metazoa, Chordata, Actinopteri, Perciformes, Sebastidae. The record is from RefSeq and is a predicted model, not a curated record. The transcript has 11 exons. Gene Ontology annotation, biological process: phagosome-lysosome fusion; endocytosis. Gene Ontology annotation, molecular function: GTP binding; GTPase activity. The coding region runs from base 400 to 1167 and encodes 255 amino acids.
UGGAACACCCUGUGGCCACAGGGCAGCACUGUUUCACAGCUUAUUGGCUGGUUUUCUUCACUAAUUACAUGGAGAGUCUCAUUGAUUGUAAGUUUGUCAGUCUGGAGACUCAGUUCGUGGCUGUGAGCGUCAUUUUGUUCAGGAUUUAUUGGAUAUCACAUCACACCUCCAGACCCAGAACACAUUUCCUUCAGCAUUUUACCACCCAGCAGUUUCAGGACAAUUUGAAGGCCUUAACUAUCCUUCCCUGGUUUUUGUGGAAGGAGUGUUGGGGAAAAAAAGACAAAAAAGAAAGCUAAGUGUGUGUGUUACUUCUUGAAGUGAAUGAAAAGUGUGUGUUUGGGGUCAGUUAGAGUAGCAGCUUGAAGGUGUGUUUGUGUGUUGAUCCACUGCAGCAGCAUGUUGCCACCUGUGAGGAAGGACCGGGUCAUUACUCAGCUCCCAAAAUGUUUCAGUCCGAGCGCAGCGCUGCACACCAAAGAUGGCUUCCACCCACAGGUGAAGGCUGCUUGCCAGGUACAGAAGACCGACACAGUGAGCUUUAAUAUCGCCAAGGUCAUCGUAGUGGGAGACGUUGCAGUUGGGAAAACGUGUCUGAUCAGCAGGUUUCGUAAGGGUGCCUUUGAUAAGAACUACAAAGCAACCAUUGGGGUGGAUUUUGAGAUGGAGCGUUUCGAGGUGCUCGGCGUUCCCUUCAGUUUACAGCUGUGGGACACGGCAGGUCAGGAGCGCUUCAAGUGCAUCGCUUCAACAUAUUACAGAGGAGCACAAGCCAUUAUAGUGGUGUUUGACUUAAGCUGUGGGGGCUCUUUAGAACAUGCCAGGCAGUGGCUGGAGGAUGCCAUGAAGGAAAAUGACCCAUCCAGUGUUUUACUGUUCCUUGUCGGUACCAAGAAAGACCUCAGUUCUCCUGAUCAGUUGGCUCAGAUUGAGGAGGAGGCCAUGAGACUCUCUGAGGAAAUCAAAGCAGAGUACUGGGCUGUGUCUGCCAAGUCAGGAGAUGGUGUCAGGGAUUUCUUUUUCAGGUUGGCCUCUCUGACUUUUGAGGCCAACGUUUUGUCCGAGCUCGAGAGAAGCGACUCGAGGCACGUCGGCGACAUUAUCAGACUCACAGACAGCACAGACGCUGAUCACAAACCCAGAAAGAAGAAAUCCAACUGCUGCUGAGGAGGGAGAACGGCCGCCUGCAUGCACUGUUCCUCCGACUACACGGCAACACUCAAUGGCACAAUGAAGGGGAAAUUAAACUGAUAACAUUGACUCAGCAUGCUCAGUGUGGAUACCAUGAUUAGACCCGAUGUCAACUAAAUCAUGUUGUAUUUGUGUUGUUCUGCAAACGGUAUGAGAGGAGGUUGUACAUAAUGAAUUCUAAGUUGAGGCUGUAAACAACAAGAAGUCCUCUCAGGAAUGUUUGUACUGCUUGUCGGGGUCACAACAAAUAAAGCUUUGUGAGAUGCUUGACAUUUAUUUUAAAAGACGGAAGAUUAUUCUCCAGUUUUAUUAAACUACACCUGCUUCCAUAAACACGUGUCUGUCUGAAGCAACAUUUUUCUCACACAUGGGAGAAAAUAUCAGCACCAGACUUUGUGUGCAUUUUUUUUUUUUUUUUGCUUCCUCACUGGUCCUCCUGUCAUGUGUCUGUGUGCUGCUAAUGUGAUGCAUACGCCAGCUCCCAUGACCGUAGUCAUACCCACAACGCAUCUCUCUCCUCUGACAUCAGGGUUGUCAUGACAAUGGAGGGAUUGUUUCGCAGGGAUGCAAACAAACAGGAAGUUUCAUCCGAAGCUAAUUGAUUCCCUCACUCAGUUAAAGUCAAGACGGGAGGAAGAAAUCUUCCAUUAGUCUGCGCAUGUUCUUCUCAUCUCCUAUUUAACACAGAUUUUAUUACAGCUAAUUGAUUAUGACUUGUAAAUAAAUUGGUUUUGAUCACCGUGUUGUCUCUCUCUUGAAAUAGAAAAAGAAAGAAGGCGUAAACAAACCGUGAGUGGAA